AAACAAACAAUUAUCAUUAAUGUCAACUGAAUCCAUAAAUUUGGAAUCCCUCCAUCCAAAUGGAGCCGAAGACCUUAUUAUAAAGGGAGGGCUUGAUCAGUCUUGACAAUAAGAGAAAGCAUACAACGCCUUAUUCUAGCAAGCAUGGCUAGAAAUUCCCAAACUCCACUUCUCCUCCUUGUCCUUUCUACACAGCUGGUUCUAAUCAGGCUCUGUCAUGCCAGCGGCAUCGCCGUCUACUGGGGCCAAAACGGGAACGAAGGUACUCUAGCCGAAACCUGCGCCACCGGAAAGUACAAGUACGUGAACAUAGCCUUCCUCAACAAAUUUGGCAACGGCCAAACCCCCGAAAUCAACCUUGCAGGCCACUGCAACCCUGCAUCCAAUGGUUGCACCAUUGUCAGCAGUGGCAUAACAAGUUGCCAAAGCCAAGGAGUCAAGGUGUUGCUGUCUUUAGGAGGUGGAACUGGAAACUACUCUCUAGCAUCACCUGCAGAUGCUAGAGCUGUAGCAGAUUAUCUGUGGCACAAUUUCUUGGGUGGGAAGAAGUCAACUUCGCGUCCCUUAGGAGACGCCGUUUUGGACGGUAUUGAUUUUGACAUAGAGCUUGGUUCAACUCAGUAUUGGGAUGUGCUUGCAAGAAGCCUCAAGGCAUAUAGCAAGCCAAGAAGAGCUGUGUAUUUAGCAGGAGCACCUCAAUGCCCAUUUCCUGAUAAGUUCCUCGGGGGUGCUCUGAAUACAGGGCUCUUUGACUAUGUUUGGGUUCAGUUCUAUAACAAUCCUCAAUGUCAAUAUAGCUCAGGUAACACUGAUAACCUCAUUAACUCGUGGAACAAAUGGACCACGUCGAUAAAGGCAGGGCUGAUAUUUUUGGGGUUGCCGGCGGCUCCCGAGGCAGCUGGAAGCGGGUUUAUUCCGGCUACGGUGCUGAAUUCUGAAGUCCUUCCGGUGAUAAAGAAGUCACCAAAGUAUGGUGGUGUGAUGUUAUGGUCCAAGUUCUAUGAUGAUCAAAGCGGAUACAGUUCUUCCAUUAUUGAAAAUGUAUGACUUUGUAGUUCCAUGUUUUGUUUGGUAAAUCCAAAACGAUAAUAAUGAAUAAAUUCUAUUUGGCCAAA
Prunus avium (sweet cherry) is the source of this 1115-nucleotide messenger RNA. RefSeq names its product hevamine-A. Gene Ontology annotation, biological process: carbohydrate metabolic process. Gene Ontology annotation, cellular component: extracellular region. The record is from RefSeq and is a predicted model, not a curated record. Gene Ontology annotation, molecular function: chitinase activity. NCBI's taxonomy places the organism in Eukaryota, Viridiplantae, Streptophyta, Magnoliopsida, Rosales, Rosaceae.